Klebsormidium nitens is the source of this 552-nucleotide messenger RNA. NCBI's taxonomy places the organism in Eukaryota, Viridiplantae, Streptophyta, Klebsormidiophyceae, Klebsormidiales, Klebsormidiaceae. The record is from the annotation of a GenBank genome assembly.
AUGAGAAUGUCUCGGAGUCUGCUGCUCCUGAGCGUCCUCGCGGUGCUCCUGGCUGCUCGGGUGACGUCAGCUCAGGAUUUUAUGAACCCCAGCUUAGGCUACGUUGCGGUGCUUGUGGCCGCUCAAGGGACGUCAGCGGACUCUUCCGACGACUCUUCCAUGGACUCUAGUUUGACCUACAGCUUUUGGCGCGACGUGAAGAACCCCAACCAGUUUUACGCGGUCUCUACUUCAUGGCGCCUCUCCUACCCCAAGCACGUGUCCCGCAAGAUCACCACACAGUGCAGCCAGCUCGUGACACCUGUCCACCGUCCCUGGGAAGGCGGCUGGGUGCACGACCACAGUGUCAGCAACCGGGGUGUCGACAAGGGCUCAAUUUCAAGCCGAAACGCGGCCGGGGGUACGGCACCAGACUCGGAAGCCGAGGCGUGCUUCACAAACGUGUUGCGGGACACCUACCCUUCGCUCGAGAUUGGGCUGCUGGCGGGGUUCCUGGUUCCCAUAGGCAUCUUGAUCCUUCUAUGCAUGUGCUGCUAUUGCUGUGAUAGGUGA